ACACUUUCAUACUAUUUUUCUCAUCCUUUACUACCAAAUAUCACAUUUGAGUACAAUGGUUUCCAAAAAUGCAAUCCUCGUACUUGGCCUAUUGGCCAUGGUUGUUCUUAUUUCAUCAGAGGUGUCAGCUUGGGACUUAGCAGAGACUUCCACUAAUACCAAAGAGGAGGUUGUUGAAAAGUCAGAUGAAAUAAAUGAUGCCAAAUAUUAUGGUGGAGGCUACGGUGGUUACCACAAUGGCUAUGGUGGUUACCACAAUGGCUACGGUGGUUACCAUGGCGGAGGUUACCACAAUGGCUAUGGUGGUUACCAUGGUGGUGGUGGUUACCAUGGUGGUUACGGUGGUUAUCAUGGUGGUGGAGGUGGUUAUGGAGAAGGCUACGGUCAUCAUGGUGGUGGUUACAAUGGUGGUGGAGGAGGUUACGGUCAUGGUGGAGGUGGUUACAAUGGUGGUGGAGGAGGUUACAGUCAUGGUGGAGGUGGUUACAAUGGUGGUGGUUUUGACGAUCGUAACUGAUUAUAUCAUGAUGCAUGCAGGUAGUAAGUGUAAUAAAUUUCAUGAAGUAAAUAAUGUUGGGGUUGAAGAAAAGAGGUAUAGAUAGACAUCCUUUCUGGUUAUGUAUUAUCUAUCUCACGAGUCUAUAGUAUACAUAUUUUACGACUCUAUAAAUCAGUGUCUGUCAUGUGUAAUAUAUCAAAUAAAGGGUUAGUUGUUGGAA
Molecule: messenger RNA, 719 nt
Organism: Lathyrus oleraceus (garden pea)
Lineage: Eukaryota; Viridiplantae; Streptophyta; Magnoliopsida; Fabales; Fabaceae
Product: cold and drought-regulated protein CORA
Exons: 2
Coding region: 56-517 (153 amino acids)
Source: RefSeq, a predicted model, not a curated record